Messenger RNA from Suillus fuscotomentosus, 790 nucleotides. RefSeq lists its product as uncharacterized. The coding region runs from base 21 to 734 and encodes 237 amino acids. The record is from RefSeq and is a predicted model, not a curated record. The transcript has 3 exons. NCBI's taxonomy places the organism in Eukaryota, Fungi, Basidiomycota, Agaricomycetes, Boletales, Suillaceae.
CGGCGACUGUCUGUAAACCAAUGAACGCCUAUCCGACUCAGUUCGAUGGGCAGCUUGGAGCGUUAGACGGAACCCACGCUUCCCAGGAAUACGCUUCUGAGUUGCAUGACAGUGCUGACAUGCUGAAGGAACAAUUACGGGAGGCUAAAUUUUGCGCUGAUGAGGAGCGUAAAAUGAAAAGUCUCGAUGGGUUAAUGAACACGCUCUUACUCUGCGCGGGUGCUACUGCAUUCAUAAAUAAAUUUGCAACCAUGCAGCACAACUUCCGCCUAUACCACAGACACACAACCGUGGUAGCUGGGGUCAAUGACGUCUUCCGCACCAUCAGCAACGGCACGUUCACAAGUGGAACAAUCCUGUCGGUCUUCGCAGCGCCUUCGUUCACGUCUUUGGUUCUACAAGGAGUGAUGGACGCGUGUCUCUUCGUCCCCCCUUUCAUUGUGGCUAUCGCUAUAUUUGGGAAGUGGGUUCUAGGCCACUUCGCCACGAGUACGAGCGAGGACAUCGAUGUGCAAAUGAGACGGCGACCAAUGCACGACUGGCCUCCACAUGUACGGGCCCGCGUCUUGUCAUGGUCAAAUGCGUUACCCGUUUUGUUUGCUCUUUCUCAAGCCCUCUGUACACUAUGUUGGCUCUUUGGGCGGCAACCGCUCCUAGCAACUUGUGUCAUUACGGUACUCGCUUUGUGGUGUUCGAUCAUCUUGUUCGUGUUGAAAAAGAAUUUCACGCCCUAAUUUUAAUUGUCUGAUAGCUUAUUAUUAAUUUAAUGGAGGCUGCGCUUAAAUCCCGU